This is a messenger RNA of Diuraphis noxia (Russian wheat aphid), 3873 nucleotides long. It is a transcript of the gene Kdm5, whose product is annotated as Lysine demethylase 5. Gene Ontology annotation, biological process: regulation of DNA-templated transcription; chromatin remodeling. The record is from RefSeq and is a predicted model, not a curated record. Gene Ontology annotation, molecular function: DNA binding; histone H3K4me/H3K4me2/H3K4me3 demethylase activity. Gene Ontology annotation, cellular component: nucleus; chromatin. NCBI's taxonomy places the organism in Eukaryota, Metazoa, Arthropoda, Insecta, Hemiptera, Aphididae.
CUUUUUGAAAACAGAUUACAAUAUUUCAUGGRAGUUUCGUAUCGUUUUACAAUAAUUUGCUGCAGUUAUGUAUAAUUCACAAUACAAUUUCUAUUUUAAAAUUCUAGUGGGAAUUCUUUAAUAUUAAUAGCAUUUCUGGUCUUGGAGUAUUGAUAACCGCAAUUUUAGAAACAUAACGUUGAUCAUUCAUAAUUUUACAGUUAUUAGAUUUAUUAAUUCUUAUUAGUUACUAAAUAUCAAUUUACUAUUAAGGUAGGGUAGUAUUGUACAAUUUUACCGUUGUUCGUUGAUGUGAUAAAUGACAAAUUUAUUAUUCGUACGAUUGUAUUUGAGAACCGCAAGGGGUCGUUGGACUAUUUUAGUAAAAUUAAUAAUCAACUGUGACAGGACGUUCACUUAGCUUGGUAGAGAAAGUAUCUUCUCUACUUUUUGGAUGUAUGUGUAAAAAAAACCACUGGCGAAGUGUAGUCGAGCGAUGAGAAAUUAUAAAACAAUAUCGUUGGUAAAAGGUAUUUACUAUGUUUACUCUCGUCUCUCAUCAGUCGUCGAAAAUCUGAAAUCACAAUAAAAAUUUAUGACCGAAAAGGCAAAACGAUCAGACACUGAUGUAAUUGUUGACGAAUCGGAUAUAGAUAUAUAAAUUGUCAUUUAUUCAUAGGUAGACGUAUUAUAUUUCGGUGAUAUCCAUGUUCCCAUCGUGCAGACGUCCGUAUUACCUAGUUUUACGAAAAGUGGAUCGCAAAUCGUAAACGUAUUUACCGGGUGACCACUCACGCUCAUUACCAGUAAUCAUUUACAUAGUCGGCACAAUUCAUUGAAGCGUAUUAUUUCCAUUUUUGCCAACGGCUAACAAGCCAAAAUGGCUACAAGGGACGCCGAUCGGCCAGAUGAGUCUGGAAUACUGGAUUGACUAGAACAUACAUUGAAAUACAUCGUAGAUCUAAAUGAUMAGUGUCUGUAAAACAUUUCUUGUCGAUGACAAUCAUGGUGAGCAACGACGACAGAUCGGAAGAUUAACACGAGGCAAAUCGAAGAUAUCUUUUCUCUCCUUUUUGAAAAUCAUUAAACGGAUACGGAUCACCCGUAGCGUUGGUGGUAGUGGCGGUGUGUAGUGUGGACUACGUGACAUUUUAGAAAUGUGAGAUGGACGUCCGGCAUUCAAAACUCAAUCCUUAGCUCUUGACAAUGCAACGAACAUUUUCAAUUUUUAACGUUCGAUAAUUAUGUUUUAGAUUCGAUACUUUUUUCAAUCAAGUUGUUAUAAAUUUUUAUUGAAAGUGUUUUUAUCUCGGUUUAAGUAAGUAAUUAUAAUUGUUUUUUUAUAUAUUCGUAUAUAAUAUAUAUUAUUUAUAUAUUAUAGUAUAAUAUUAAAAUGAGUGUUAAAAGAGAUGUUAAGUGUAAACUUGAAAUUGAUGAACCAAAACAAAAAGAAUGUCCUGAAGGAAAAUUUAUUGAUCCUGUUAGUCUUAUGGAAAAGGGCAAAUUCGUUUUUAAGGUUCCACCUGAAGCUCCUGUUUUUGAGCCUACUGCAGAAGAAUUUAAAGAUCCAUUAAAAUAUAUUGCUAAAAUUAGAAGUGUAGCUCAAGAACAUGGUAUUUGUAAAAUAAGACCUCCAUCUAAUUGGCAUCCUCCAUUUUGUGUUGAUGUUGAUAACUUUAAAUUUACACCUAGGAUUCAAAAACUAAAUGAACUCGAUGCGAGUACUAGAGUUAAGCUCAAUUUCUUGGAAAAAAUUGCUAAGUAUUGGCAUUUACAAGGGAUUCGUAUUAAAAUACCAGUAUUAGAACAAAGAGCUGUAGAUUUAUAUUCUCUUUAUAAAAUUGUAGAAUUUGAAGGAGGUUUUGAUGAAGUAUGUUUGGCGAAAAAAUGGGGAAAAGUGGCAAGUCGUAUGGGUUAUGUUUGUGAAAAAUCUUCUGGUACAGUUUUAAAAAGUCAUCACGAGAGGUGGCUUAAUCCAUUUUCACUUUUUCAUGCCACUAUUAAAGAUGAAAUUUAUAACAAACCAAUAAAAAGAGAGAGUAAAGUUGCAGAUAUUAAAGUAGAAAGUUCUUCUGUUUCAAAUUCACCUACUAAACGAGCUAGACUCAGCCCAGAUGAUGAAAAUGAAUCUGAUGAUUAUAUAAAGGAUCCCUUUUAUCUAAUGGAAAAUAAAGAAUUAAGGAAAUUACAAUUUUUUGGUGCUGGUCCCAAGAUGGCAGGAUUUAGUUCCAAAUGUAGAAUAGGACAUUUAAAGUCAAAAGAGUCAAAAAAGUCUAAAAAAAGAAGUAAACCUACCGUUGAUUAUUUGGAUAAAUAUUAUUGUCAAAAAUGUGGAAGUGGUAAAUCUGAGGAAACUAUUUUAAUUUGUGAUGGAUGUGAUUUAAGUUUCCACAUGCAAUGUUUAAUUAUACCAUUAACUACUGUUCCCAAAGGAGAAUGGAGAUGUCAUAAAUGUGUGAUCAAUGAAGUGAUCAAACCUAGUGAUGCUUUUGGAUUUGAACAAGCUCAGCGUGAGUACACACUUCAACAAUUUGGAGAAAUGGCAGACCAAUUUAAAUCUAAAUAUUUUAAUAUGCCAGUUCAUCUUGUGCCUACAAGUAAAGUUGAACAGGAGUAUUGGAAAAUCGUUUCAUCUAUUGAUUCCACAGUAAUAGCAGAAUAUGGUGCUGAUUUACACACUAUGGAUCAUGGAUCAGGAUUUCCUACAGGUCUAGCACUUUGUGGAAAUGAAGAUAAUACUUUUUACAAGUCGUACAUAGAAGAUCAUUGGAAUUUAAAUAAUAUACCUAUUCUUAAAGAUUCUGUUCUUAGUUUUAUUAAUGCUGAUAUAUCUGGUAUGAAAAUUCCAUGGAUGUAUGUUGGUAUGUGUUUUUCUACAUUUUGUUGGCAUAACGAAGAUCAUUGGAGCUAUUCGAUCAACUAUUUACAUUGGGGUGAACCAAAAACAUGGUAUGGAGUACCAGGAGCUUCUGCUGAAGCUUUUGAAGAAGUAAUGAAAGAAACAACACCAGAAUUAUUUCAUUCUCAGCCAGAUCUCUUACAUCAGUUGGUUACUAUUCUGAAUCCAAAUAUACUGAUGAAAGCAAAUGUUCCAAUUUAUCGAACUGAUCAAAAUGCUGGAGAAUUUGUCGUUACUUUUCCAAGAUCUUACCAUACUGGAUUUAAUCAAGGAUAUAACUUUGCUGAAGCUGUGAAUUUUGCUCCUGCUGAUUGGAUUUCAAUAGGUCGCGAAUGUGUUAAUCAUUAUUCCUCACUUAAACGAAUAUGUGUAUUUUCCCAUGAUGAACUUAUAUGUAAAAUGGUAAACUCUUGUGAUGACUUAGCACCAAAAGCCGCUGAACUUGUAUAUGAUGAUUUGAAUGAAAUGGUGAAGUUUGAAAGAGUUCAACGCAAAGCACUUUUAGAUUGGGGUGUUACUGAAGCAGAUUUUGUCGAAUUUGAACACCAAGUAGAUGACCUUAGACAAUGUAUGGUCUGUAAUACAACUCUAUAUGUAUCUGCUGUAUCCUGUUCAUGUGAUCCAAAAAGAUUGGCUUGUCUUCGCCAUUUUAAACAACUUUGUGAUUGUCCUGCACAAAUGCACGUGUUCAAAUAUAGGUACACUCUUGAUGAAUUUCCACCCCUAUUACGAAAAGUUAAAGCUAAGGCUGAACAAGCAUAUGAUGAUUGAAUCUAUUUACAUUAAUGUUUUUAUGGCUGAAAACAAUUUAAGUUGUUAUUGACAAAUAUAACUGAAAUAUGAAAAUAAAGAAACAAAUAUCAAACUUGGUUUAAUAUAAAAUAUGUUAAAAAACUAUAUUUUUGCAUCUCAUAGUUAUGUUUAUUUAAGUCUCUUUAGUUUAGAAAUUGAUUGUUUGCCCUAAAUAUUAAAGACGAUUAAGUAUUUUAAAAUCU